This is a messenger RNA of Exaiptasia diaphana, 757 nucleotides long. RefSeq lists its product as uncharacterized. The record is from RefSeq and is a predicted model, not a curated record. The transcript has 2 exons. The coding region runs from base 2 to 757 and encodes 251 amino acids. NCBI's taxonomy places the organism in Eukaryota, Metazoa, Cnidaria, Anthozoa, Actiniaria, Aiptasiidae.
AAUGCUUACAUGUGGAGUCAAAGAUGAACUGGUSCUUAGAGUUGGCAUGGUCAAGUCUAAAAGAGAGGAUCUGGCAUUUGUGAAAGAGCUCAAUGGUCUAUUGAACGUAAUUACAGUAGCAAGAAAUGUGAUUGUACAACAGAAGAAAAAUUACAUCUGYGACCCUAACAUCUGUCAAAAAAAACGACUCCACUCAAGUAAACAACACAGAUCAAUAAGCUCAGAAAGGCCAAGGGAUUCUGCGUCCUCGAUCACACKUGAAUUCUCUAACUCCAAUGAGUGUAGAAAUGCAAGUGACUACACAACUGUAGGUUCCAAAGUUUCUAUAUUGUSGGAGAAAAAAGAACUUGUCAAUUCAGGAUGGAAAGUUGGCUGGUAUGUAGGUACUGUUACAAGUUUUGAUAUGGAGAACAACACUAUCUCUGUUCGAUUUGAUGCUGAGCCAGAAGCUACUCCAUAUGAAUACAGACUUGAUGAGUUGGAUGGAAAGAUAAAACGUCCGAGGACCAAAGGGAGCAACAUCAGGGAGUACCAGGAAAUUAUUGAAGUGGGUGCAAGAGUAAAGGUAAUGUGGGAUAAAGAAGACAUUGGAGACAGCGGGUGGUCCCCUGGUUGGUAUGAGGCAGAGGUUCAGUCAUAUGACUAUGACAAUGAUGAAGCAGAAAUAAUAUACGAUGAUGAGUCUGAGUCCAUUUAUGCCAUUGAUGUUCUUCCAUCAUUAAUGAAGGGAAAGCUGAAAAAACUAACAUCUGUUUAA